This is a messenger RNA of Cyprinus carpio (common carp), 1872 nucleotides long. RefSeq names its product protein zwilch homolog. NCBI's taxonomy places the organism in Eukaryota, Metazoa, Chordata, Actinopteri, Cypriniformes, Cyprinidae. Gene Ontology annotation, cellular component: RZZ complex. The transcript has 17 exons. Gene Ontology annotation, biological process: mitotic spindle assembly checkpoint signaling; protein localization to kinetochore. The record is from RefSeq and is a predicted model, not a curated record.
CUGCGACGUAACCCUCAUGACGUACAUUAGGCGCUCUGUAAUCAAAUAGUUUUGAAUCCUGCAAGGUUUUAAUGUAAACGGAUAUAAUUUAUUACUUAUAUCUAUUUUUUUUUUUUGUUUAAUUAGGGGAAUGGGAUCCAAAAUAGUUUCGGACGCCAGCGCAUUUGCUAAAUUUCUAAAGUUGCGUCAAGAUGAAAAUAAAGAGAACUGCACGUAUAUGGAUGAUAUUUCAGUACUACUGGUGGAGAAAGAAGAGCUUUUGCACGACAUAAUCACUGGAAAUCAGCUUAUCUUUGUCUGUGAGAAAGCACAGCCAAAGUGUGAACCUGAAGCUACAGAAACUUCAGCUGAAACCAGUGUUGUUGAAGAUACACUCUUUAAAGUGGAGCAAGAUCUAGGACCUCAGCCAAGCAAGGCUGCAGGUCCAACAGGAGAUGAAACCUCUUUCACCACAUUAGAUGAGCUAAAACAAGAGCACGAGAAAAGACAUCGUCCUUCUACAGUGGCAACCAAAGGCUAUGCACAGUACAACCUGUUUUGCUCCUUAAAAGAGGAGAGCAUGAUGUUUGAGUCCCAGAGCAGUGUAAUAGCGAGUCUCACAUGGAACAAUGUGGAGAAAGUCUUGGAGUGUCCUCCCUUGUCUUCUAAAGCAUCUCUGAAUAUUAAAGUCACAGCUGGAGACCUAAGGAGUCCAUUGUAUCAGACCUACAGAGAGAUGGAGUUCCUCCUGGCUCUGGCAGAGGGCUUGAGAACAGGAGAAACUGAAUGGUUGGAACCACUGGAGACUCAGUCUGCGGUGAACCUGACCAGAGCACUCAUAGAGGAGCUUGAGAAUGUUGCACAAGGAGUACCAGGACAAACUGCUAAAGCUUCUGAGAAACAAAAAGCUAAGACAGAUGCUACAGCAGCCUUCAGCUCAGUGGUGAUUGAGAGAGGAGACCUGGACUUUACAGAACAACUGUGGGAGAGGAUGAGGAAGAGUAAAUAUUAGCUUUGGGAUGUAACAGAAUGCCUGAAAAUUGUUGUCAAAGCAGUGAAACUUGGUAAAAUCAAACCAUGGAUCCACAAAGACAGCAAUAGCACUCUCAGUAAGCUGAUCCUGCAGUCGUACCAGCAGCAGAUAGACGCCAUGCCUCUCACUGGCCUCACACCCGCUAAUAUGCUGCUAGAGCUCGGCCUGGACAAGAUCAGGAAAGACUUCAUCAACUACCUUAUUGGAAAUGAACUUACAACUCUCAACUAUUUGAGUUACUACUUGGACACAGAGGUGGACCUGCAGGAGCAGGUGAUAAGAGUUAGGAAACUGCACCACCUGCUGGAGAUCCUGGGCACCUGCAGCACUUUCCUUAGUCUUCCUCAUGAUCGCCUCUUCCUUUUCACUCAGUCCUGUUUGCAAUACUACAAAACAUCCAACUAUGAUGAGAACCAUGUCUUCCAGCUGCAAAUUAAGCCUGCACUCAUUAGCUACUUUUAUAAAAAGGAGCAGCCAUUCUCUUGGGCUAUGGAGGUGUCGAGUGGACAGGGGUCAAAGGAAGUUAAGACAGCACUGUAUCUCAGUGACAGGCCCCUAGUAGAUCACGUCAGGUUUGACUUAGAUGUACCCUUGGAUGAGUCGGUGAAUGGAGAAAGUGAGAAGAUGUCUUACUACAGGACCAUGGUGAGCUGUAGUCUCAUCAGCUUCACUUAACACCGGUAAGAUACCAUUUAAUGGAAAUAAAUUCACAGAAAAUGUCAUUUUUUUAUUUCACAGAAAAGAAAUAAAGUCCAUAUUUGUUUGUUGUGGUUUUUUUUGUUUUUUUGCAAUGCUUUUACUAUUUACUUGUGCAUAAUACUGUUCAAAAGUAUGGGGUCAUUUUUUUUUUAAUGUUUUUU